AUGAGGCCUAAUUCUGAGAUUCUUUUGUGUUAACUGUAUUAGCUAGGAAUAAAUAAAUGGAAUUAUGAAGAUAUUGGUUAUACACAUAUAAAUUCUAAGGUAAUUAGUAUGGAGAUGAAAUUUAUAGAAUGAAUUGAUUUUAUUGUAGAAAGAUACAAACCAAGAGGUGAUAAUUGUUCCUAUAAAGUAAGAGAAUGAAUUUGCUUUUGAUUCUGGUAAGUAUAAUUAUAAUAUAUAUAAGAAGAAGCAAUAUAAUUUCAUUUUAAUAAGGAUUAUACUUUAAGUUUUCAAAGAAGAGAAGGUGCAAUGAAAAUUUGGGCUAGUAUUCAAAAUAUUUUGAAAGAUAAUAAUGCUGAAGAUUCUGAUUCAAUAGGAUUGAGUCCAGUUUCUGAAACGAAUUUAGUAGCAAUAUUAGAAACAAUGAAUAAUAUGAUAUAACAUGGUUCUUAAACAAAAUAGUUAUUAUAGAACUAUUUAAUAAAUAAAAAAGUAAAAAAAAUAAGGAAUUUAUGAG
Molecule: messenger RNA, 514 nt
Organism: Paramecium sonneborni
Lineage: Eukaryota; Ciliophora; Oligohymenophorea; Peniculida; Parameciidae
Source: the annotation of a GenBank genome assembly